Pelmatolapia mariae (spotted tilapia) is the source of this 1351-nucleotide messenger RNA. Its product is annotated as 5-hydroxytryptamine receptor 3C-like. Bases 1 to 1302 code for a protein of 433 amino acids. The record is from RefSeq and is a predicted model, not a curated record. Gene Ontology annotation, cellular component: synapse; neuron projection; plasma membrane. Gene Ontology annotation, biological process: signal transduction; regulation of membrane potential; nervous system process. Gene Ontology annotation, molecular function: transmembrane signaling receptor activity; acetylcholine-gated monoatomic cation-selective channel activity. The transcript is spliced from 9 exons. NCBI's taxonomy places the organism in Eukaryota, Metazoa, Chordata, Actinopteri, Cichliformes, Cichlidae.
AUGUAUUCAGCUUUUCUCAUCCUGAUCAUCUUAACUGAUGUGACUUCCUGUCAGAAAGUGUGCAGUUACCAGGAUGUUCUGGACUAUCUGAACCUGACCACAGAUAACAGUGUGUUUAAACUGACGCGGCCUGUGCUGGACUACACACACCCCACCAAAGUAGAGCUGGACAUCAUCCUGUAUGCCAUCCUGGCUGUGAUAUGGAAUAAUGAACGCAUCUCAUGGGACCCUGAUCAGUUUUGUGGAAUUACUCAUAUCACAAUUCCUCGAGAAAUCCUCUGGAAACCAGAUGUCUUCAUUUAUGAGAUGAUACAGACGGACGACUCCCCUCAGAGUUAUUACAUCUCCGUAGCCUACGAUGGGACGAUCACUUCUGAAGACGACAUUAAGAUUGUCAGCACCUGUAAGAUGGAUGUCCACAAGUUCCCCUUCGACACACAGAAAUGUAACAUCACCAUUGGUUCUGCAAGUCACUGUGUAGAUGAGAUGCGACUUUCUCCUUUCUCCAACUCCUCCCGGGCCACGCAGUUUUCCCGUGAAGUGAUGAAAACACAGGGAGAGUGGGAAUUCCUCCAACUAUCCAUCUCCAAAGUCAAUAUGACCUUUGAAAAUAAACUGUGGGAAAACCUCAUAUACACUUUCAGCAUGAAGAGGAGGCCACUCCUCCACGUCAUUAACUUCCUGUUGCCCAUCUUAUUCUUCCUAACCCUGGAUCUUGCCUCCUUCUUCAUCGCUGACCAUCGAGGAGAGAAGCUGGGCUUCAAAGUCACCGUCCUGCUGGCAAUCUCCGUUCUGCUGCUCAUCCUGAACGACAUCCUGCCCUCCAUGUCCAACAAGACCCCACUCAUAGCAACAUACUGCAUUGUGAUUUUUGCCCUUAUGCUGCUCAGUCUGCUGGAGACGAUUUUGGUUACACAUCUGAUAGAAAAAGACUCCCAAGUCAAGCUCAAGGUGAAGAACGAACAUAAAAAAGCCAAAACUAAUAACAGCGAUGCAGAAGACAAAAGACAGACCUGCUGUUCCUGCAUCUGCAUAGUGUCCAGUGAUGAGCAACAGCAUGAGUUACUGCCUGUUGCUGAAGUGGUUAACAACAGUAAUCAUACAGGAGAGUAUCAUGUGCUGGUGCUGAUCCUGGAGGAGCUGAAGGAGCUGAAGAAAGCACUAAAUCUGCACCUCAGUGGCAGCGAAGAGGGAGGGAAGUACGUCCAGUGGGCAGCCAGAAUCAACAGGGUUUUCUUCAUUUUCUAUGCUGUCACCGUGUCGCUCUUUCUCUCUCUCAUGUACACUGAGUGGAACACUUAGAAAUGUAGAGUAAUUCCUAUUAAUACUACAGUUUCUGUACUGUAGAGUA